Molecule: messenger RNA, 3161 nt
Organism: Notodromas monacha
Lineage: Eukaryota; Metazoa; Arthropoda; Ostracoda; Podocopida; Cyprididae
Source: the annotation of a GenBank genome assembly
AGACGCUGGAAAGCCGUGAACGCUUUGUGAUCGAAUAGCUGCGGUGUGAUAGACGGUAUUGUCAAGUUAGCAGCAGUCUAAUUAUCCUUAAGACUGGCGAGUUUCUUCUGUUUUUUGUUUCGUGAUGGAGUGUGCCUUGGGUUUCGAGCUUGCAGUGUUCAGCUUGCUGAUCCAUCCUGUGGUCAACGUUGAUACGCAGCACUCGCACCAGAAUCCUUUGCUGACGCCUUUGCUGAAAUCGCAACCUGAGCAUAGCCAUGAUGUCCCUUCUUCAAUUGGGAAAACCUGUACUACUUCGUCAUAUGGUCCAGGAACGUGUCUCGUACCUUCUUUAUGUGGUGCAUGGUUCGGGGUUUUCUCCGGGAAUCCUGAUUUCAAAUGCGAAACGGACUCCGGAAAAGAAGGGAUCUGUUGUCCACUAGGUGAUCCAAAUCUGAAAAGUAAUGUAAUCGAAGUAUUCGGUGACGAACCGGUUCUUCGGAACAAUUUCGACAUUAGGAAAGUUGAAAAGGUUGAACUGAAUGAAGCCAGCGAGAAAGCUGCGGUCGAGUUUCGUCGAAUGCAGGAGCGUGCUGAAGCAUUGAUUCGAAAAGGUUUCAGACUCAAUGGAACUGAGCCGUCUAGUUUUCACGCCACUUUUUUCCGUAGGAGGAACCCGGAAACUCUGGCGGAAGGAGAACGAGCUUUCAGGUCAAUUCUUGCAGCCACAAACGUGGCAAAACGGUUAAACUUGUCGCCGAACGAAGCUGGUAUUGGUUUACGUCAGUUCAGCCUGAUCGAAACGUCGUUGGCUGACGUGUGCCGUGGAAAUGUCACGUGUGAUCCUGAUGCAUUUUUUCGUACUUUCGACGCCUCUUGCACGAACCUUGAAUUUCCGGACUGGGGAAGGACCAACACUCCUUUCAAUCGGGCUUUGUUUCCUGUUUAUGAAGAUGGUAUUUUCACGCCAAGAGUGAAAUCAGCGAAUGGGAACCCUCUUCCGAGUGCAAGAAAAAUUUCGGCAGCUUUCAUCCCAGAAAGGAACAGGCCACUGAAUGGGAUUACGUUGCUGACUGUGGUUUUCGGUCAAUUUGUCGACCACGAUAUCACCUUGGGAGCCAUUUUCAGUGGGCCAAAUAAUGCCAUGAUAUCCUGUUGCACUGAAGAUAAUCGCUUAAUUCGAGACCCGAACUUUUUGCAUCAUGCCUGUUUUCCAAUUCCCGUUCCUCUGGACGAUCCGUUUUAUGCACAGUUUAAUGUCGAGUGUCUGAAUUUUGUGCGAGCUUUGCCUGCGCAGAAUGUGAGGUGCACUUCCGGGUUUGCGCAACAGAUCAACCAGAUCAAUCAUGUCUUGGACGCAUCUGUGAUUUAUGGGUCAUCUGAAGCUGAGGCAAAACUUAUUAGAGGACCUGGUGGAAAAAUGUUGGUUACAGAAGUUGCUGGUUGGGAUGAAGUUCUGCUUCCUCAAGAUCGUACUCCCGACGAGGAAGAAUGUGGCAAUCCUGAAAUCGGGGAAUUUUGCUUCAGAGCUGGUGAAGGAAGAGUGAAUGAGCAAAUAGUGUUGACCAUUGUUCACACGUUGUUCAUCCGGGAACACAACCGAAUCGUGGACGAGUUGAAAAGAAUCAAUCCAAAAUGGGAUUCGGAUCGUUUGUAUUUUGAGACGAGACGGAUCGUGAAUGCACAACUGCAGCACAUAAUCUACAAUGAAUGGCUCCCACUGAUCAUAGGAGCUAAAGCCAUGUUUGAAUUGGGAAUCACGCCCUUGGUACAAGGUUUCUCGGACUUGUUUGAUGAUUCCGUGAACCCGACUUCAUCUUCAGAAUUUGUUAUUGCGUUUCGAUUCGGCCACACGCUUCUCCAGGGAAAUUAUGAGUUGUUGAGUGAGCGCUUGUCGAUAGUGCAAGACAUCCCCUUGAGGCUAGUGCAGAAUAACCCCGUGGCAUUGUACAGAAAGGGGGUUCUGGAAGGUCUCCUCAGAGGACUGGUGACAGAAAAGAGCCAGACUUUCGACAACAGUUUCACUGAUGCCGUUCAAAAUUUCCUGUUCGCCAUGGAUAAGCCAUUCGGGUUGGAUCUGAUAGCAUUGAAUAUCCAAAGGGGAAGGGACCAUGCGCUGCCGCCCUACAACGCAUAUCGAGAGUUUUGUCAUCGGGACAAGGCCAAAAGUUUCGAGGACUUGCUGGACAGUAUGUCGCCUGAGGCCGUGGAGGUGCUGAAGAGAGCGUACGACAGCGUGGACGACAUCGAUUUCUUCAUAGGCGGGGUGUCUGAGAAUCCCGUGCCUGGGGCCAUCGUGGGACCGACUUUCGUGUGCAUUAUCGGCGAUUACUUUGCCAGGGCCAAGAAGGGCGACAGGUUCUUCUACGACCUGGGCAACCAACGACAUUCCUUCACGCCAGCACAAUUGAACGAACUGCGUAAAGUGACGAUGGCGAGGAUUAUUUGCAACAACGUGAAGCGGAUUCGGUUCCUGCAGCCGUUGGUUUUUUACGAGGCGUCGAACGUCAACAACAUCGUUGCAUGCGACAGCUAUGAAAUCCCGGUGAUGAACAUCGAGCCUUGGCUUGAGUUCUGAAUCCGCUCCAAAUCAGAUGAUUUUUCUGGAAAAUUCGUGAAACUGAAAACGCAUCGGGUCAGUGUGAGUGCAACACGAUUUAGUGUAUUUCUUUGUGUGCAAUGUUGCAUUUAUGAGAAGGGCGAAAUCUCUGAAGAAUGUUGGCAGAGGUUGUGAUGAUGCUGUGUGUGGAUUUUGUUGAACAAAAAAAAAAAUGUGCAGUGUAUCGAAUUUUUUCAGUUGUUAUGAAUUUUAUGCGAAGAAUGUUGAUCAACCUUUUUAGGAAGAAAUUUUUUUUUUCUGAUUUCAAUCAUGAUUUUUGUGGAAGAUCGGAAUCAAAGAAAAAAUGUUGACUGUGGUUGUGAUGAUGCUGUGUGCGAAUUUUUUAAAAAAAAAGAAGAAAAAUAUGUACAUUGGAUCAGUUCCGAAUGUGUUUUGGCUUUUAUGCAAAAUAUUUGAAACCCAUUUUAUUCAUCUACCUUUUGCGAGGAUUCCCUCUUUUUUUCUGAUUUUAAUCAUGAUAUUUUCUUUGGAAAGGGUUGAAUCUGUGAAGAAUGUUGGUAGAGGUUGUGAUGAUGCUGUGUGUUGAUCUUGUUGAUGAAAAAUAAACCUUGCUGAUUCAGAA